UGAUUGGCAGCUGCGCGAUCGUUGGGCCAGCCGGGCAGUGCGGCACCUCUAGUGACGUGAGGUUUCGGUGGGGGGGUUGUAUCACCUCCACUCUCAUGUGGUCUGCGGCGUCGUCUGUUUAUUAUUUACAUCGCUGUCCGGCUCAUAGAGCUUCGUGAAACAGGUGUGGUAACAACUACUUCUGAAGAUGAUUUUGUCGUUGGGAUUAUUGAUUUUAUCUGCCUCACAGAUUCAUGUGAGCUUCAUGGUGUAUUUUAUUGCUUUGCUCCAUCUGUGGCCUGUGGAAGGUGACAUUCUAGCAUAUUCCAUUGAUAAUCAAACACAGAAUUUUGAGGAUCUCCCAGCAAGAUUUGGUUACCGCCUUCCUAAAGAUGGUUUAAAGGGUUUUCUUGUGUAUUCAAGACCAAAGAAUGCUUGUGAACCUAUUAUCUCCCCACCAGUAAUGGAAAACACCUCUGUCAAUUUCAUUGUUCUGAUUAGAAGAUUUGACUGCAAUUUUGAUAUCAAGGUUUUGAAUGCACAGCGAGCUGGAUACAAAGCUGCUAUUGUAUACAAUGUUGAUUCUGAUGAUCUUAUCAGUAUGGGGUCCAACGAUGUUGAUAUUUUGAAACAAAUCACCAUUCCAUCAGUGUUUAUUGGAGCAGCAUCAGCUAAGUACCUUGAAGAAUUCAGCUAUUUCAGAGGUGGGCACAUAGUGAUACUACCUGAUUUUAGCCUUCCAUUGGAGUACUAUCUAAUUCCAUUCCUCAUCAUAGUUGGAAUCUGCUUAAUCCUGAUAGCUAUUUUUAUGAUUUCGAAAUUUAUUCAAGAUAGGCACAGGGCAAGAAGAAACAGGUUGCGUAAAGAUCAGCUGAAGAAGCUACCAGUACACAAAUUCAAAAAGGGGGAUGAGUAUGAGGUCUGUGCAAUUUGUCUGGAUGAAUAUGAAGAAGGUGACAAGCUUCGCAUCCUGCCUUGUUCACAUGCAUAUCACUGCAAAUGUGUGGACCCAUGGCUAACGAGAACAAAGAAAACCUGUCCCGUCUGCAAACAGAAGGUGGUGGCAUCUCAGGGAGAGUCUGAUUCGGACACUGAUGAGGUGGACAGCAGCCAUGAAGAAAAUGACGACGCUUCUGAGAACACUCCUCUGCUGAGGUCCUCACUCGCCUCCACCAGUGCUCACUCCUUCGGUACCAUGACAGAGUCUCAGUCCCACCCAGAAGCUGUGGAAUCCUCUGACUAUGAAUAUGAUGAUGAGGAGGAAGGAGACAGCAGUGAAGCUGAGGAUGGCAUUAAUGAAGAAGCAGUAGUUCAGGUGCAACAGGCAAACCCUGAAGCCAGCACAGGAAAGAGAGGAGCCAGAGAGCCAUUUGGAGUAGUUUGAUGAUUGUUUUUAAAUGCAAAAUCUGCACAUCCUUCAAAAACAAUGUGUCAAAAUUAAAAGUUGGGGAAAUUUUUCAGUUUGCUUUUCCACCGUUUAAUGUAUUGCAACUUCGCGACGUAUAUAAAUGCAAACUUUCUAAGAAUUUAAAAAAACCUUUCACAGGUUCUCACUGUGAGGCUUCUGGAAUGACAUGCAGCUCUCAUGUAAUGCAGGGCUGCCAAUCACUAAUUCUUGGUGACCUAAUACAGAUCAAAGCUGAGCAGUCUAAUGUUUCCCCAGAAUCACUGCCGCCUGAUUUAUCAUUACCGCGGCAACCUUGAAAAGUGUUGCAUUGAUCACAGAACUACCAGGUAGCUGGGUUGAACCAGUUCCAUAGAUCAUAUAGAGUGACUUCAACACUAAGUAAGCAACUUGUAUACUAAGGUAGCUAAAUAUCUGACUGAUCCUUUGUUUAAAAAAAAGCUUUAAUCAUGUAAUUUUCUGAGUUUCCUGUAUAUAUUCUGCUUUCAACCCUACAAUCCAGGCUGUUGUUUUAGAUAUGCGAUACGUAUUUGUCCCUAUCAGGUGUAUUGCAGCAACUGAAAUUCUCAGCUCUUUUGGGAUUUGAUUUUAAAUUCCUGCGCCUGAUUUCAUUUACUAUAGAUCAAUAAAUUGUCAUGCCAUUAGGUAGAAAAGGACUAAUUUUCUACUGAACUCUCCCAAUAAAUGCUUUAGAAAUUGCCUCCAGUUUCUAUGUUAAGGUAAUAUUUGGAAUUUGCAGUAUGUGAGGGAGUUUAGAACUUUGAGUAUAUUAAAGUAGAAUUUUAAUUUGAGCUGUUUGAACAAAGUUUGUAUAAAUUACCUCUACAAUUAUAUGUAUGUACUAUGUGCCAAGAUGGUGCAUAUAUAAAUGAUCUUGAAAGCUAAGAUUCUUAAUAAAAAUGUUAUAAUGAAAAUAGUUUACACCUAUUGUGAUGAUGAUGCUGACUAGACUUGCUCUGCUUCUUGCACUUGAUCUCUGUCACUGAGGGGAGAUGUCAUAUUAUAUGAACCAUAGAACAGUACCAGCCCAUCGGCCCACAAUGCAGGAACUCAGCCUGUCAAACAACAUUUCAACGUAGAACUGUACUGCACAGUCCAGGCCCUUCAGCCCAUGAUGUUGUGCUGACCUUUAAACCUACUACAACAUUAAUCUAACCCUUCAGGCCCUCCAUUUUUCUAAGAGUCUCUUAAAUGUCCCUAAUGUAUCUGCCUCUAUUACUACCAGCUCUGGUAGCACAUUCCACACACCCACCACUCUGUGUGUAUGAACUCUGCUAUCCUUCCCAUACUUUCCUCCAAACACCUAAAUAUUAUGUCCUUUUGUUUUAGCUCUUUGUGCCCUGAGAAAAUGUCACUCGUUGUCUAUCUCUGUCCCUUAUCAUCUUGUACAGCUCUACCACAUCACCGCUCAGCCAUAUUUUACUCAACCUUUCAUCAUAAGACAUGCUCUCCGAUUUAGGCAGUAUUCUGGCAGAUCUCCUAUGCACCCUCUCGAAAGCUUUCAUAUCCUUCCUAUGAGACAACCAGAGCUGAACACAAUAUUCCAAGUGUGAUCUAACCACACUUAUAGAUCUGCAUCAUUACCUUGUGGCUCUUGAACUUGGCUUCCUGACUCAUGAAAACCAACAUACCAUACACCUUCUUAACCACCCUAUCAACUAAUGUAGCAACUUUGAGAAUCUAUAAAUGUGGCCCUAAUAUCCCUCUGAUCCUCCACAUUGUUAAGAAGCCUGCAACCCUGUAUUCUGUCUUCAUGUUUGAUUUUCCAAAGCUUAUCACUUCUUUGAACUUCAUCUGUAUAUGAAUCCUCCAUAUAGAAGUAGAGGAUUUGACCAUAUGGAGUUUAUCACUCAGUUACCUUCAAGUAGGAGGAUACAAUCGAUCUGUUGCUUUCAUCUGCUUGAAUCCUCUUUUGGAAGCAGGAUCUGGGGGGUGGGGAAGAAAAUCUCGUGGCAACAAUGCUGUAGUCUCAGAAUGGAUAUGCUAAAUUAAUAUGGUCUGUUUUUAUUAGAUAGGCAACAUGGUUAUUAUGGGAAUGACGCAUCCUGUUGCGUAAUUAAGGACCUACAGCAGAAAUGUUUGGGUAUUUGCUUCCAGAUGUGAUUGGAUUGGACUAUAAUAUUUGGGUGUACUUUAUUCAUUUGUUUUUUUCUUAAUGUUUUUAACAAAUUGCUGACCAGUAUUCUGUUGGAGCAUAGUGCAUAGUAUAUGCAAAAAAGUAAAGUUUAUUCUAAGUUUCAUUGAAAAUCAUCUCCCAAGACAGUACUACUAUUUUAAUGGCAGUUGCUUUCUGUAGUUCCACCCUUGUAAGUUUAAACUGAAUAGUUGUAUCUUGUACCAUCGAGGGGGGAAAAAUGUUUAAUAAUUUUUGUUACAAAAAGGUACGAUCCAAUCUGAUACAAUUUAAAGGUUUGCUUUCAGCUUUCUAGGUUUAAGCACAGCUGAACUUUGGAUCAAUUGAAAGUACAUUUAAGCUUUAAGAAAUGUUUUCUUGGCAACAUUCCUGUGAACUCUGGAACAGACAAAUGUAAUCAACUUUAGAAAUGAUUGGUAGAAUGAUUAUGUUGGGAGUCUGAAAGUCACCAUCUCAGCAGAUCAAU
Hypanus sabinus (Atlantic stingray) is the source of this 3984-nucleotide messenger RNA. It is a transcript of the gene rnf13, whose product is annotated as ring finger protein 13. Lineage: Eukaryota; Metazoa; Chordata; Chondrichthyes; Myliobatiformes; Dasyatidae. Bases 188 to 1363 code for a protein of 391 amino acids. Gene Ontology annotation, biological process: positive regulation of DNA-templated transcription; protein ubiquitination; ubiquitin-dependent protein catabolic process. The record is from RefSeq and is a predicted model, not a curated record. Gene Ontology annotation, cellular component: cytoplasm; nucleoplasm. The transcript has 10 exons. Gene Ontology annotation, molecular function: ubiquitin protein ligase activity.